AACACGAUUUAUUAGGUGCCUGAAUAUGCUCACGACUGCCCGCUUGUUUGUACGUUAUCUUUCCCGUAUCCAUAUUUAUUAUUUUUGCUUAUGAUUUAAGAUUGGAUCAAGCAUUUGAUAUUUUUGAUUCCAAACUUUUGAGUUUUGUACUUUAGUAGUUUAGCUAGUUAAGUUGUGUUUAUCACUGUUUUUAUAGUUUUAUACUUGAAUCUUCUUAUGUUUAGAUAUGGAAAGUAAAGUGUGUAAAGUAAUUAGUGCUAAAAGGAACCACAGCGACGACGACGACGAUAAUAUAAAUUCGAAACAAACAAAAAGACACUCUAGUCGAGAUCGUCAAUCAACAAAAGAUAAAUAUGACAAAGGUGGUAGACGUAAUUAUGAAGAAUUGAAGGUAGGUGAUCCAUACUAUUCAGGUGGUACUGCAACGUAUUACCGUAAAGGCGAGGAUCGGUAUGAGGAUGAUUCUAGAUAUAGGAGACGCCAUAGAAGUAGAGAUCGCCAAGAAAAAGAAAACAGAUCUAAAAAUGCGGACAGUAAAAAAGAAGAAAAAAUUGGCGCUCCAUAUUAUUCUGGCGGAAUAGCAAGUAUUGAUGAACGUGAGAGUGGUGAAGAAAUAACCGACGAUGAAGAUGAUAAAAUCGGACAACGAUAUUAUUCUACCGAAACUGCUGAUACUCAAAGAAAGAAUAGUGAAAACUAUUGGAAUAAAUAUGCCAAAAAAGAUAAAAAACAAAAUGAUGACAUAAACGACGUACCAUUACAUCAGAAAAAAACUGUGGAACUACUAACAUCUAAAACUGGAGGUGCCUAUAUUCCACCAGCGAAAUUGAGAAUGAUGCAAGAAAGUAUCACAGAUAAGUCUAGUGCUGCAUAUCAAAGAAUUGCCUGGGAAGCAUUGAAAAAGUCAAUACAUGGUUUAACUAACAAGAUCAAUGUAGACAAUAUUGGAAAAGUUACUAGAGACUUACUACGAGAAAAUAUUGUUCGUGGUAGAGGUUUAUUAUGCCGGUCCAUUAUGCAAGCUCAAUUAGCUUCAACAACAUAUACACAUGUGUAUGCUGCUUUAGUGGCCAUUAUAAACACAAAAUUUCCAAAUAUUGGAGAAUUACUGUUGACAAGGUGUAUUGUACAGUUUAAAAGAGGAUAUCGAAGAAAUGAAAAAUCUCAAUGUUUAGGAUCAGUAACAUUUAUUGCUCAUUUAAUUAAUCAAAGUGUUGCACAUGAAAUAUUGGCUUUAGAGUUAUUAACUCUAUUUGUGGAAACACCUACUGAAGAUUCAAUAGAAGUAGCGGUAGCAUUUUUGAAAGAAUGUGGGCAAAAGAUGAGUCAAGUUAGUAAAAAAGGAAUGAACGCUAUAUUUGAUAUGUUACGCAACAUAUUACACGAUGGACAACUCGAUAAAAGGGUUCAAUACAUGAUAGAAGUAAUGUUUCAAAUACGCAAAGAUGGAUUUAAAGAUCACCCAGCCGUAAUUGAACAACUUGAUUUAGUACCUGAAGAGGAUCAGUUUACACAUUUAUUAACUUUAGACUCUGCUAAAGAUCCACAAGAUAUUCUUAAUGUAUAUAAAUUUGAUCCGGACUUUGAAGCUAAUGAAGAACGUUAUAAAUCAUUGAGAGCGGAAAUAUUAGGUUCAGACAAUGAAGAUGAAAGUGGUUCAGAAAAUGAUGGUGAUGAUGAUGACGAUGAUGAUGAUGACGAUGACGAAGAUGACGGAGAAGAAAAAGAAGGAGAAGGUAAAGUCAUUAUUGAUAACACAGAAACAAACAUGAUAUCUUUAAGAAAAACGAUCUACUUAACAAUACAUUCUUCAUUGGAUUAUGAGGAAUGUGCUCAUAAAUUAAUGAAAAUGCAAUUGAAACCUGGUCAAGAAAUAGAAAUGUGUCAUAUGUUUUUGGAUUGUUGUGGUGAACAAAGAACCUACGAAAAAUUUUUCGGCCUUUUAGCACAAAGAUUUUGUCAAAUAAAUAAUAUGUUUAUUGAGCCAUUAGAAAAAAUUUUUAUUGACAGUUAUGCAACUGUCCACCGUUUAGAGACAAACAAAUUACGUAAUGUUGCAAGAUUCUUUGCACAUUUAUUGUUUACAGACUCUAUUUCAUGGGCUGUCUUAUCUACAAUACAUCUAAAUGAAGAGGAAACAACUUCUUCUAGUAGAAUUUAUAUUAAAAUUCUGUUCCAAGAACUAGCUGAACACAUGGGACUUAAUAAUUUGAAUGCUCGAGUUCAGAAUCCGGAUUUAAAACUAGCUUUUGAAGGAAUUUUCCCUAAAGAUAACCCUAAGAAUACUAGAUUUUCUAUCAAUUUUUUCACCUCUAUUGGUUUAGGAGGUUUAACUGACGAAUUGAGAGACUUUUUAAAAGAACAACCCAAACAAGUGCCAGCUGUUGCUAAAAUUAUUGACCAGCUGUCAGAAUCAUCAGAUAGUGAUAGUGACAGUAGUUCAAGUAGCAGCAGUAGUAGUAGCAGCAGCAGCAGCAGUAGUAGCAGCAGUAGUAGUGAUUCUAGCAGUAGCAGCAGCAGUAGCAAUAGUUCAAGUAACAAAAGAAAUAAAAAAUUAAAAGAUCAUGAUAAAUCUAAACAAAAUUCAGAAAAAAAGGAAAAGGAAAAAUCUAAAAAACAUGAGAAAAAAAAUGAAAUUGAUAAACCUAGAAGAUAUGAAGAAAAAAAGGACAAUGAUAUGCCAAGACAAAAAGAAGAUAGAAAUGAAAAUAAUAAUUGGAGAAGAAUUGAAGGAAAAAAAGAUAAUGAUAAAUUUAGAAAAUAUGAAGAUAGAAACGGAAAAUCUAGAAGAUACGAAGAAAGAGAGGAAAAUAAUGAUAAAUCUAAAAGACAUGAAGAAAGAAGAGUUAAUGACAUGUCAAAACGAAAUGAAGAGAGAAAGGAUGAUGACCGAUCUAAAAAAAAUGAAGAUAGAAAUGAAAAUGAUAUAUCCAAAAGAAAUGAUGAAAGAAAGGAAAAUUACAGACCUAGAAGAAAUGAAGAAAGAAAAGAAAAUGAUAGACCUAGGAGAAAUGAAGAAAGAAAAGAAAAUGAUAGACCUAGGAGAAAUGAAGAAAGAAAAGAAAAUGAUAGACAUAGUAGAAGUGAACUUGAAAAAACUAAAAGAAAUGAAAAUGAAAAAUCUCGAAGAAAUGAAGACAGGAGGGAAAAUGAUAGAUCUACUAGACGAAAUGAAGAAAAAGAAAAUGAUAGACUUGGGCGAAAACGGUAAACUACAUGGUUUUGUUUUAUAUUCUUUUAACUUUUAAAUAUAUAUAUUUAUAUUGUUUAAGUAAAACAUUCAAUGUC
Molecule: messenger RNA, 3288 nt
Organism: Melanaphis sacchari
Lineage: Eukaryota; Metazoa; Arthropoda; Insecta; Hemiptera; Aphididae
Gene: ncm
Product: pre-mRNA-splicing factor CWC22 homolog
Exons: 12
Coding region: 227-3211 (994 amino acids)
Biological process (GO): mRNA splicing, via spliceosome
Cellular component (GO): catalytic step 2 spliceosome
Molecular function (GO): RNA binding; protein binding
Source: RefSeq, a predicted model, not a curated record